Molecule: messenger RNA, 1536 nt
Organism: Carlito syrichta (Philippine tarsier)
Lineage: Eukaryota; Metazoa; Chordata; Mammalia; Primates; Tarsiidae
Product: histone H2AX
Exons: 2
Coding region: 14-445 (143 amino acids)
Biological process (GO): DNA damage response
Cellular component (GO): nucleosome
Molecular function (GO): DNA binding; protein heterodimerization activity; structural constituent of chromatin
Source: RefSeq, a predicted model, not a curated record
UGCAUCGCGUAGGAUGUCGGGCCGCGGCAAGACAGGCGGCAAGGCCCGCGCCAAAGCCAAGUCGCGCUCGUCUCGCGCCGGCCUCCAGUUCCCCGUGGGCCGCGUACACCGGCUGCUGCGGGAGGGCCACUACGCCGAGCGGGUGGGCGCCGGUGCGCCGGUGUACUUGGCGGCGGUGCUCGAGUACCUCACCGCCGAGAUCCUGGAGCUGGCGGGCAAUGCAGCCCGCGACAACAAGAAGACGCGGAUCAUCCCCCGCCACCUGCAGCUGGCCAUCCGCAACGAUGAAGAGCUCAACAAGCUGCUGGGCGGCGUGACGAUCGCCCAGGGAGGCGUCCUGCCCAACAUCCAGGCCGUGCUGCUGCCCAAGAAGACCAGCGCCACCGUGGGGCCGAAGGCCCCCUCUGGCGGCAAGAAGGCCACCCAGGCCUCCCAGGAGUAUUGAGGAGCGUUCGCUCUCCGGCCGGCCGCCCCGGCCCCCCCAUGCCACCACAAAGGCCCUUUUAAGGGCCACCGCCGCCCUCACGGAAAGAGCUGAGCCACACGGGGCUGCGGGGCCGGCAGGCCGCGGCUCUCUCCUUCCCUCGCGCGUCCCCGCAACCGCUCGGCCUCCCGUCCCCGGCCUACCGCUCCCGCACGGCCAUCCGCGUCGGCCUCCGGCUGGGGCCGCGGCGCUCGCGGGCUUCGCUCCCUGACCUUUACCCGAACGAUCGCAGGCCGGUCGCCCUCACGGCGCGGGGGCCGUCCGGACGCGGCUCCGGCCCCCCUCCCGGGGGGGGGGGCUUCCUGACGCGGAGGGCCCCGAGACUGCUGGGGGUGGCUGGCGGCGCAGCACCAGCCCUUCUCGGUGCUCGUGACUCAGCCGCUCCAUCCUCAGAAUCGCUGAUGGACUGCGGGGAGGCCUCAGCACCCGCUGGAGGACUUGGUUUUCCGCUCUGACGUAGGGCUGAGACGGGUGGCCGAGGCCAAGAGGCCGGUGGCCCUGAAGGUGAGUCCCUCAGCUGCAGCCAGGCCGUCUGUUCCUUCUUCAGCUUGGUCCUUAGCCCAGGACUUGAAACAUGUGACUUGAUUUCCAGGCUUUGGUGGGGAGAAUUGGCGCCCUCUUUUGCUGCCAAGUCCCAGGCCUUUCCUACCAGAUCUCCCUCCACCUUCGCUCAUAGGCCUGUGUGGUGUGGCCAGGACAACACUGGCAAUGUGAACGCCUCUCUUCCCAAGAUGACUGCCUCCUGGGAAGACCUUUGGAAAGGGCAGAGGUCUGCAGUUUGACUUCAGGGCUGGCAGCGUGGACAGCAGUUGUGUUGUGGCUGAAAGAAGUUGGCAGCCAGGCCUGUCGGGCCUACCCGCUCUGCCCCAUUUCCCUUCCAGCAAUUCAUCCAGCAAUCCAAGCACCUAGAUACCAGCACAAGUCAGUUAAUCCCUGUCUGGACUGAGCCGCUGUUGGAUUCUGAACUGGAAUUUUGCAGCUAACCCAUCCAAGACUAGAACCUUAGGUACUGGGGAGUUUUAGAUGGACUAAUUUUAUUAAAAGAUUUUUUA